Molecule: messenger RNA, 948 nt
Organism: Cyanidioschyzon merolae strain 10D
Lineage: Eukaryota; Rhodophyta; Bangiophyceae; Cyanidiales; Cyanidiaceae
Exons: 1
Coding region: 1-948 (315 amino acids)
Source: RefSeq, a predicted model, not a curated record
AUGGACGAAAGAGAGAACUAUCCGCCUGCUGGGAGACUGAAUCGUCUUCAACUCGACGAUAUCGAUGACGAAAACUCGGAUUAUUACGAACAGCUAUGGAACGAGAAGCUCCGAGCGAGAGAGCCAGAAACUAGCGGUAAGUACCUGCGGGAAGAGAGUCUGUCAGCGGCAGCAGCGGCAACCGGGGAGCCGCUUGGCGCUGGUGCUCAGAUCUUUCGAAGACGGCAGUUGCAGCGGCUCCCAGUUGCUGAGCGUGCCGCGCUGGUCGCCGAUGAUAUCUCCAGGCAACCGGAGGAAACGCCGUCUGGCAGCUCGCAACCUUUUCCGGAGCUGUAUGCGAUCCCGGGUGCGCUCUGGGCCGCAUGGAAAUCGUUUAUGAAUGCGCAGUGUGGUCGGCCGAGGUUUGCAGCAUCGGGCUUGUCGUUGGAGGCACUGUGGCAAACCGCUCAGCGCUACAACUUUGUGUUGGCGCUUGCAGCGCUACUUGCGGCAUUACAGCUCUUCGGCUUACUGGGCGAGUUUGUUGCAUUUGCAUACUACAUCGGCAUGCCGCUGCAUCGAACCUGGAGGGUGAUUGCUUCAGAUGGGUCUAGUCCGCGACACUACGAGCGCUUGCGGCAGCAUCUGUGUUUCUGGAAUCUUGCCUGUAUGCUGUGGGCGGUGCGGUUUGCGGCGGUGCGCAGCAUCCUGCCUGCCUGGCAGAUGCUGUUUGCAGCUCUUGGUUUGGGCAACGGCGUUGCAUCGGUAUGUGAGAAGGCUCUUAACCUGGGCUUCCAUCUGACUUUGAAUACCUUGAUGUGGUGGCAACCUCAAAGCCGUUCUCCGGGCACCGUAGAGGAGUAUCGCGGCGCCGAGCAGCUCUGGUACCAAGCAGUGCACCAGUGGAUCAUGCCGCGCCUGAUACGACUUGUGGAGCGUAUUCGCGAGCAGAUGCAGCGGGCCGGCUAA